AUUUGUAGUUUGCACAAUUAUUAAGGCAUGGAAAGAAGGGGUAUGUUUAAGUAUUUUUUUACAAGUAUGCCCUUAUGGAAGACGAUGGACUAGAGCAGAAGAAACUGUAGUUCCAAGAUUUUUUUAAUGAAAAUUAUUAAGAACAUUUCUUACCUACUAGAUACGAUUCGCUCUUCUUAAAUAUUUGCUCGGCUAAGAUUGAGCUGUGCUCGUAUAUAUCCUACAAAGAGUGCCACAUCAUCAAUAAUAUUAACCCGUACAUAUAUAAAAAGUGACAACUGUGAUGAUUGUCUUUUUCAUUUGUCAAACUCUUUUGUUUAUCGGUCAUUUUAAUUUGUUUUUCAUUGAAUAUACGCUUGGUAUUUAUGCUUUCAGUGGAAAUUCUAGUAUUUAUUUUAAAUGAACAUGCUGUUCUGUAAGACAACUUAGACAAGUGACACAUGUAUACAUUGCUUAGUUAAAUGGUUCGUAUGAGCUCUCUUCUCUAUUUUUCUUAUUUAAUAUCCAAGUUAACAACAAAUGGCAUGAUCUAAGUAUCAUAAAUUUCGCAAUGGAUACAUGGACCUCAGGAAAUAAUAACUUAGACUUUAUGUAUCACUCAUCGUUAAUAUCUCUUAUUGUAUUGUUUGAGAUUUUCAAUAAAUCAUGGUACGGAGAAUGCAACUUGGUUUAGAGGAUUUGCUAGAAGUUAUGUUCUCAUUGAUAACACAUCCUGGGGGCUCGUGGUAGAGAAAUACACCAGAUACAUGAAUUGGGUGAGGACGGCGUGGAUAUGGUUCUGCACUCGGGGAAACAUCGAAAUGUAAGAGGAUGUUGGAAGGAAAUAGGCGCUUCCAUACCGUAUAGGCCUACCGAAGCAGUAUAUCAGAGAGCACAUACUUUGUUUACGAGGGAUGAAUCACGGAAGUGGACUGAGGAUGAAAAAGCGUUUGUCUUAAAGUAUUAUGAAAAGCAUGGACCAGACUGGAAUACGAUGGCCGAAGUCCUUGGAAAGAAUCGAUAUCAUGUUAAGGAUACAUGGCGUCGGAUAUAUCGUACGGGUCUUAGAAAGGGUAAGUGGACUCAAGAGGAGUAUCAGUCCUUGUUUAAUUUAGUAAACAUGGAUUUGCGAAUGCAUGUGUGCGAGGAAAAGAAAUUAAAGCAUGGCAUGAUACGUGACAAUAUCGGUUGGCAAGCAAUUAGUAAGAGUUUAGCUACCCGGACAGAUAUGGAUUGCUGUACCAAAUGGUAUAAACAAUUAUCAUCAUCCAUGGUGAAAGAAGAAAAAUGGGCCGACGUAGACGAUUAUUGGUUGCUGGAUGAACUUCUUAGGCUGGAUGCUUGCUGUGUUGAAGAUGUUGACUGGGAUAAUCUUCUGGAGCAUAGGCCUGGAGAUAUAACUCUUAAACGUUGGAGACAGAUGGUAAAUCACAUUGGUAUACAUGGACUGCUUUCCUUCGCAGAACAAGUAGAAGUGCUCGCCAAGCGCUAUUGUCCUGAGCUACUUGAAGUCAGAGAAGCUCUUGACAGCAGACCUGUGGUUGAUUGAGGUGUGGAUGUAGGAGGUGCCGGCUCAACAGAGAAGAUGGCAGAAAGUCCAGCCCAGAACAAAAGGACUACUCUCUACAGACUAAAUUGGUGCUUAAAAACAUUUAUUUGAUUCUCAUAGUUCCAUAUGUCUGAAGUAGUUUUUAUGUACUUGGUGAGGCAAUUAAAUGUUACAUAGUUGAAACCACUGUGGUCUGACACUGAAAAACUGUCAAUGGACAAAAUUCAUCAACACCUGUAUUUCAGGUUACUUGUGAAUUAACCUUUUAU
This is a messenger RNA of Papaver somniferum (opium poppy), 1797 nucleotides long. Its product is annotated as cyclin-D-binding Myb-like transcription factor 1. The transcript has 9 exons. The record is from RefSeq and is a predicted model, not a curated record. Lineage: Eukaryota; Viridiplantae; Streptophyta; Magnoliopsida; Ranunculales; Papaveraceae. The coding region runs from base 773 to 1528 and encodes 251 amino acids.